Molecule: messenger RNA, 3737 nt
Organism: Cajanus cajan (pigeon pea)
Lineage: Eukaryota; Viridiplantae; Streptophyta; Magnoliopsida; Fabales; Fabaceae
Product: protein MEI2-like 4
Molecular function (GO): RNA binding
Source: RefSeq, a predicted model, not a curated record
GUCUGAGAUUGCAAUGCAGAGGGAGGGAGGUUCCUGUUGCGGCAUAAAGCGUGGGAUCUCUUGUUUCUGAAAUUCCUAUGUUGUGGAGCGUUUGAGAGAUUCGGUUUUUUUUUGUCUGUUUCUCUUUGUUGUGGAGUUUCUGGAUGAGGAGUGUGUUGAAUUUUGUGGAGGAGAGGAUUUUGGAGUUUUUGUGCUAGUGAGGCAGUGUUCAAAUUGAGAAGAUGCUGAGGAAUAGAGCCUAACAAAGCUAGCCAGCAAGGGAGGUGGUUUUUUGUAUUUCCUGGACAAGCUGCAGGGAUGCCUUCUGAAAUUAUGGAGAAUAGGGGUGUUUCUGUCUCAUCCCAUUAUUUGGAUGACAUUUCCUAUGCUUCUGAGAAGAAUAUUGGAAUUCGGAAGCCUAAAUCUAUUCAUGCCCAUUUUCUACAAGGGAUGAAUGAAAUGGAAGCAUCACCUGGCAGCAUUUUGAAUACUUCAUCACCCCUUGAAACAAAUGCUAAAACAGGCUUGCCAAUGUCUCAGAAUCUAUCUGGGGAAAUUACAGAAGACCUACAUUUUGGAGGAGAAGCAGGCUCUAAAGACAUGCUGAAGGAUUCCAGGGAAUCAUUGAAUUAUCAAAAGAUAUCAUGGUCUACUGUGCAGAGGCAGCCAGCAUCUAGCUCACAUGGUUUGAUUGGGAGCAAGAUUGUCACCAAUGCUGCCUCACGUGAAAGUAGUCUAUUUUCAAGCUCACUGUCUGAGAUGUUUAGCCAAAAGUUCAGGUUAAUGGGGAAUGGAGGGCUGUCUGAUCAACCCAUUACUGUUGGUUCCCUUCCCGAGGAAGAACCAUAUAAAUCUCUUGAAGAAAUUGAGGCUGACACUAUUGGAAAUCUCCUUCCCGAUGAAGAUGAUUUGUUUUCUGGAGUCACUGAUGAGUUAGGAUGCAAUACCCACACAAGAACAAGUGAUGAUUUUGAAGAUUUUGAUUUGUUCAGCAGCGGUGGAGGCAUGGAGUUGGAAGUAGAUGAACAUCUAGUUUCCGGAAAAAGAACUAGUUGUGUGGAGGGAAAUCUUGAGUACUUUGGAGUUUCUGAGGGAAAAAUUCCUUUUGGUGAACAAUCUUCUAGAACACUUUUUGUUAGAAACAUCAAUAGCAACGUAGAAGACUCUGAGCUAAAAGCACUCUUUGAGCAAUAUGGAGAUAUCCGAAACAUAUAUACUGCCUGCAAGCAUCGUGGGUUUGUUAUGAUUUCUUAUUUUGACUUAAGGGCGGCACAAAAUGCUAUGAAAGCACUUCAAAAUAGAUCAUUGAGAUCUAGGAAACUUGAUAUACAUUAUUCAAUUCCAAAGGACAAUGCUCCGGAGAAGGAUAUUGGCCAUGGUACACUGAUGAUAUCUUGUCUUGAUUCAUCUGUUUUGAAUGAUGAACUUAAACAGAUAUUUGGAUUUUAUGGAGAGAUUAAAGAAAUCUAUGAAUAUCCACAAUUGAAUCAUGUCAAAUUUAUUGAAUUUUAUGAUGUCCGAGCUGCCGAAGCUUCCCUUCGUGCUCUGAAUGGGACCUGCUUUGCUGGGAAGCACAUCAAGCUUGAACCUGGCCCUCCUAGGAUUGCAACAUGUAUGAUGCAGCAGUCUCAGAAGGGACAAGAUGAACCUGAUCUUGGUCAUAAUCUGAGUGACAACUUUUCCUUAAGACAUAAGGCAGGAGUGUCAUCUGGAUUUAUUGCUUCUGGUGGCGGCUUGAAAAAUGGAUAUAAUCAGGGAUUUCAUUCCGCAACACGACUACCUUUGAAUGCUUUUGUUGAUAACUCAUUGUUUCAUAUGAAUUCUAGCAUGCACAAGACCACAAGAGGGGCAUCUGCUGGAAAAGCAUCUGGUGUUUGUGAGGCCAGUAACACUAUUGAUGCAUUGAAAUUUGCAUCUAGGUUCCAUCCCCAUUCUUUACCUGAAUAUCGGGAUAGUUUAGCUAAUGGAAGUCCUUAUAGCUUUUCAAGUACCAUUAACAUGGCUUCCAAUAUUGGAACUGGAUCAACAGAAUCAGCUGACAGCAGGCACAUUCAGGGAAUGAGCUCAACUGGGAAUCUAACAGAGUUUAAUGCAGGAGGAAAUGGGAGCCACCCCCAUCAUGGACUUUAUCAUAUGUGGAAUGGCUCCAGCUUGCAUCAGCAAUCUCCAUCAAAUGCCAUGGUUUGGCAGAAAACACCAUCCUUUGUUAAUGGUGCUUGUUCUCCAUGUCUUCCACAGAUACCAAGCUUUCCUAGAACACCGCCUCAUGUGCUGAGAGCAUCACAUAUAGACCAUCAAGUGGGAUCAGCACCAGUUGUUACAGCCUCGCCAUGGGAAAGACAGCAUUCCUACUUGGGAGAGUCACCUGACACUUCUGGUUUUAGAUUGGGUUCUGUAGGAAGUCCAGGUUUUCAUGGUGGCUGGCAGUUGCAUCCUCCGGCUUCUCACAACAUAUUUUCUCAUGUUAGUGGGAACGGUACAGAAUUGACAUCAAAUGUUGGGCAGGGCUCUCCUAAGCAGUUGUCACAUGUUUUUCCUGGGAGACUUCCCAUGACUUUGGCUUCUAAACUUGAUUCUACCAAUGAACGAAUGAGAAACCUCUAUCCUCGUAGAAGUGAACCAAACGCUAACAACAAUACUGAUAAAAAACAAUAUGAACUUGACUUGGGCCGCAUUUUGCGUGGGGAAGACAACCGGACAACACUGAUGAUAAAAAAUAUUCCCAAUAAGUAUACAUCAAAGAUGCUUCUUGCUGCCAUAGAUGAGCAAUGUCGGGGAACUUAUGAUUUUCUGUAUUUGCCAAUUGAUUUCAAGAACAAAUGUAAUGUUGGCUACGCAUUCAUCAAUAUGAUUGAUCCUGGUCAAAUUAUUCCAUUCCACAAGGCUUUUAAUGGGAAAAAAUGGGAGAAGUUCAACAGUGAAAAGGUAGCCGUACUUGCCUAUGCCCGAAUUCAAGGAAAAGCUGCUCUUAUUGCUCAUUUUCAGAAUUCAAGCCUGAUGAACGAAGAUAAACGUUGCCGCCCUAUUCUCUUCCAUACAGAUGGCCCAAAUGCUGGUGAUCCGGAGCCAUUUCCCUUGGGUAACAAUGUUAGAGUGAGGCCUGGAAAGUCUCGCAUUAAUGCUAAUGAGGAGAAUCGCAGCCAAGGGAAUCCUUCAUCUUUGGCAAGUGGAGAAGAUUCUGGGAACGGAAUGGAAUCUUCAUCAAGCUCUUCAAAAAACUCUGACUGAUUUAGCAUCAUGCACUAACAGUUCAAUGCUGCAUGACAUGUCAACUCCAAUACUGUAUAUUUACAUUUUCUUUUUGUUCGAUCAAGCGUGAAAGGAGUUGGAGCCAGUAGGAAAGGGGGCUCGCAAUUUUUUCCUAUAGAGGAGCCUUGCAAGAGUUUUUGGAACUUGAGGUACAUAACCAAAUGAAGUCACUGAUUCUAGUGUUUUCUUUAUUUACCUAAAAUUUUGCAUGGAGUACUGCUACCAUCUUACAAGUUUAGACAAUGGCUUAACUGAAGCUUAAAAUUUUGGCUACCUGUGAAUGGACAAAGUGACAAUUUGCAGUUCCCUUGAGAUGAUGGGGUUUCAAGGGUUCUUCGCUGGUUUUGUUUCCAUUGUGAUCUUUAAUGUUCAUAUGUAAUUUUGUUUCCUUGUAUCCCUGGGCAUUGUUAUCAUUAUGGGUUUUGUUGUCCAUAUAAUGGAUUGUUGAGGAAAGACAUUUAAAUGGAACAUUUUCUUCGAUGGUACUAAUUCAGAUUUGCUGUUUCGUU